This is a messenger RNA of Hydractinia symbiolongicarpus, 8417 nucleotides long. RefSeq lists its product as uncharacterized. NCBI's taxonomy places the organism in Eukaryota, Metazoa, Cnidaria, Hydrozoa, Anthoathecata, Hydractiniidae. The transcript has 24 exons. The coding region runs from base 51 to 8321 and encodes 2756 amino acids. The record is from RefSeq and is a predicted model, not a curated record.
GUUCAGUUUGAAACGUUAUUUUUAUAUUUGGCGUUAUUUUUAUCAGCAGAAUGAGGAAUUGUAAAUCAAUCUUUUUACUAUUAUUUUACAUCAGCGCAACAGUUUCAAGUAUUAAAGCUCAAGCAUUGUGCUCUUGUUUUGAUUGCUUACGUCAAGACAUUUGCUCGUACGAAGAAAAUGCUACCACAACGAAAUUGAUUCUACACGUGAUAUCCACUUAUCAGCUUUUGUCAAUUUCAGAAGUGAAUGCAAUAAAGGAGAAUAUAUCAAUGCAAGUACAGGAUGCUUGUACAGUGAACAAGUUAAAAUAUUUGGUGACUUACCUACUUGACUUACCUGAAGCAAGCCCCUCAUCAGUAUGCAAUGACAGCAUGCCAUGCGCUUCGUACCAGUGUUAUCAGAGUAUUUUAAACAUGGAAGAUUGGGUACAGUUUAAUUCGUCGUGUAAAACAGAAAGUGAAUUCACCGCAGAAAGAAUCACAUUGCAUGACUCAAUGGACACCAUAAAGAUAUUGAUGAAUGAAAUUAAGAAGAACACCAUGGCAAAUUCAACGUUGGAGGAAUUUUCUCAAUUUAUGCAAAUACACGAUCCAACAUGUCCAAAGCAAAAAAAAUUUUCAAUCACUGAUAUCGUCACAAUGUCUGUAAGAUUGUUGAGAAAUGUUUUUUCAUGCUCCUCAACGGCACAUAUUCCGCCUAACUUUCUUUCACAACCAUGUUCCCAUGACAUAUACCUUCAUCAUAGUGACCAAAAGCCGUCCUAUGUUGACAACCCUUCACAUUAUGAACCGUAUCCAACACCAAAUAUGUCUGCAGAUUACCCAAAUGAUAAAGAAUAUGAUGGGAGCAACAGCAUGACAAGCGAUGGCAGUUAUGUAACUAAAGAUAGCGGCAGCACUUCUAGAAAAGGAGAGUCUUUUCAUCCAAUGCAAAACGACAUGCAUCAUCAAUGGAUGUCUAAACCAGCGCCUGCACUGAGCAAUGUAUUAAGCAAAAAAAUGACAAUGCUUUUUCGCGUCAAUCAUAUCAUUACCUUUCAUCAACCAAAUGGCAGCAAGACUUGUCUUGAUCAAUCGGAUAUUGAAAAAAUAGAAAGAUGUGGGGAAUUCAGCGACCCCUAUCGCGUUGAGAAAAUGCAUUUGAUUUCAAUAUUACAAAAAGAUAUUUUGGGAUGUAAAAGCUGUGUAUACAACCAGACCUCACAUUUGAGCAACUCUUCUUCUUCUUGUGGUGUAUAUGAUACGUCAUUAUACAUGCUACGUCAGCAGUGGAUUACAAAUACAUAUUCUGUUUUAAUGGAAUGUUCUCCUUAUGACAGAGAAUGUAUUGAGAAAAGAGUAAGAGAAUCUCCCCCAGCAUUUUUCCACGUGGCUUUUAACUUGAUGAGAGGAUAUGUUGAUUGUCGAAACUGCACUGUUAAGGAUAACUGUCAUCAUUCAGAAGUUUGCAAAAACGCAAAUCUGACGGUAUCACCAUUAGCAAAGUAUCAGGCGUUGCCAAAUCUAAUCUCUGCCUCAAGAUGGUGUCUAAAGAAACUUGAACAACAAAUGUCCAACCAUCACCAUACUCACUCAGAUGCAAAGUUAAAUGACAUCGACAAAAACAUACAGGCUGGUGAAGAGAUAGCAAAUACCCACUCCGGAUUGUUGGAAGCUGAAUUCAUCAUUAAGACUAUAAACACUGUAUUGUCUGCAACCGAGGGAAAUGACACUACGUGGGAACAAAAUGCAUUUAGAGAUGGUUUGAUAAAACAGGAAUCUGACUGCGAAUCAGUAGAACAGCUGUCUACGCCAGAAUGUAUGAUGCAUGCAGUUAAACUUCACGUUAAGGCAUACCUCCAUAUGCUGGCAGGUCUUUUAAAUUGCCAUGUUCAAAAUUAUUAUGAGGGAAUGGACAUCUGUAAGAUCAACAGAAACGACACAUUUGAUGAUUCUUGCAAAUUUGAUGAAACAACAGGACAGCCAUUGGAUGAUAAUGUAAAUGAUGUAAUUCAAGUCAAUGAGCUCACAGCGACGUUUUUUCCUUUUUGUGGCCGAGAAAGAAUGACCAAUCCUCUAAAGAAAGCUACAAUAACAUGUUCACUCUAUGCUUCGAUAAUUGGCACUGAAGGUAAAAUAUUUGGUCAAGCCGAAAACUUAGAAAGCUAUAAUGAAAUGAAAAAAAAGAAUCCAAAUUUGUUCACAACAGACGAAGAAGGCCUGUCGAUGAUUAAAAAGUUGUACGAGAUCAACAAGUGUUCUGAGAGAUGCCCUGCUGGAUUUAAGUACUGUCUGUCAGAAAGGACAUGCUUUCCUGAAUGGGUACCAUGUGGACACAGUUCUUUUCCUGAUAUAACAUCGUUCAUGCUUCCCAGAAUGUACUCCAACUCCUCAAUAAGUCCUUCAACUGCUGUUAAGACCUUCUCUAAUGGUAACAUCAGCCUCAUGAAUAGAUAUGACAAAUUCCAAAAUGAUGGCUCCUGGGAAUAUAAUAUCGAUGGUCAUUGGAAAAAACUGUCUGAUAUCCCUGUAGAGACUGGAGUCAAACUAAGUGCGGACAGUUUGAUUCGAUACCAUCAAAGUAAAAUCAGUUUUGGCGUUCGAAUGUUAUAUUACUACGAUGAUUACUCUGGUGUUCCAUUGGGACAAGCAACCAAUCCCAGUUAUAUGAACGUUGUGAAAAGAGCGUUUAUGAUUAUUCAUCCGGUCCCAACAAAGUCUAAUUUUACAGUGUAUUUCUCGAAUAGAACAUAUAUUUUAAAUGAGGACGACUAUUGGAAUAAAGGUAUAAUGGUGGAAGACAUUGUUAAUAUACACACGCCAGUGGAAAAAAAUGGACAAGAGAUACCUGACGAAUAUAGACAUAUAAUUCCCCAAGAAGAAUUGUCAUUAUUCCGUGUAAGUAUAGAACAAUUCGAACUGUCAAGGCCAGUUGCCCUAAUACACAAUAAUCACCCAGAAGCUGGUCGAAUGGAGUUAGAAGUUUAUACAAAUUACGGAGUAAAACACCCUUACCUGCAGGCAAGCCACGCGUCGUUAGAUUACCAACAUGCUCGAUUUGUAUUCAGACCUAGACACGACUAUUUUGGCAACAUAACUAUUGAUAUCGACAUAUGCGAUUGCUUAGCAAAAUCAAUUCUUACAACGCGCAAAACGGUGACAAUUAAUGUGGCAGUCCUUCCAAUUAAUGAUUCUCCUGAUUAUGAUAAUGGACUAGCUGUUCUACCCUCUAUUCCAUAUAACCUUACCACUAACCCUAACGAUGGAUUCCUGGUCAGAGACUUAAUACAAGGUAGCAAUGUAUACGAUGUUGAACAAGGUACAGAUAUUGGAAUUGCUGUCUAUAAGGUAGCCUCGGUAAAUGCUUAUGGUAAAUGGCAAGUCCAGCAUUCUGAGGGAAAUUGGGUAGAUAUUGCAAUAGAAAAUCAAAUGGAUCCAUUUAAAUAUAACCAACAUCCAAUUGAUACGUUGGUUAAUUCAUAUCAUUUGGAAGCUAGUCAAAGAAUACGUUUUCUGCUGAACAAAGAUCUUCUUUGGACGUACAGCAUGGCAGUAGAGAACGCAUACCUUGUGUUUAGCUUUUGGGAUCGCACCGACGGAAGUCAACUUGGUUUAAACAACCAUACCAUUGAAGAAAUCAUUAAUUCUCGAGCCUAUUCGCGACCUGUUCUUGGAGUGCAGCUUCGUAAAGGGUGCAAUGAUAAGCCUGGUUCAAUGGCAAAUUAUGAUCAGUGUGGAAUAUGUGGAGGAAAUGGGAAGCGCUGUGUCGGUUGCGAUGGUGUUUUAAAUUCUGGCGCUGUAAUCGACAAAUGUGGAAACUGCACGGGCGGAACCACUGGGUUAUCCUACAACUUCAUGAAAGAUUGUGCUGGUACGUGCGGCCAAUCAGAUUUCGGGGAAUGUAACAUCUGCCAAAUGAAAGGGGGGAAAUCAAAGAGAAACUUCAAAGAUUGCCAUGGCACUUGUUUUGGGCGUGCCAAAAUUGAUAAAUGCGGUGUUUGUUCAGGAGGUUUGACAGGAAAGGGAAGAUACGAUUUACUCGACGUAUGUGGCGUGUGCAAUGGUGACGACUCCACUUGCAAAGGAUGUGAUGACGUUCCAAAUAGCGGGAAAAAGAUUGACUUGUGUGGUUAUUGUUUGAGUCCUAGUGAUCCCAUCUUUGAUCAGUCAUGCGUGAAAGUUGUAAAAGUGGUUCCUAAGUCCGCGACAACAAGUGGUGGUGAAGAGCUCACAGUCCAUGGAGCUGGCUUUUAUGAUAAUAAUAUAUACUGUUUAUUGGUGGACUCAACGCAUGACUAUGAUACGCUGUUUGUUGCAGGUAGCAGAAUGAAAACCCAAUUUAUGAUUCAAACUCUCCAAAUGUCUCCGGGUACCUACAAUUUGGAGUGUUACAUUUACGACAACAGAUACAUCAUCGAAAACUUUCGCGUCUAUGCUUCAGAUGAUGUGACCAUAACGAGUAUUACACCACCUCGUGUUGCUAUUAAUGAGAAUGUCAACGUUACCAUUAGUGGAAGUGGAUUUAUCAAUACAGGUGAAUUACGAUGCAUUUACCGUCAAGAAAAUAAGUUGGUUCAAGUAACUGGUUUUUAUGUUGAUAGCACACAAGUCAUCUGCCCUAUAAAAACAAGCAGCAAGUCGAUGAUGUCAGAGCUCUCUGUUAUAUUUACCAACAAAGAUAUCCGUUAUUCAGAAUUCAAGCGACUUUCUAAAGUACCACUCGUUGUAUAUGCUCCUCCACCGCACAUGUUAUCAGCUAAAAUGUCACCAGACUACAGAAGAAUCUCCUUAACAUUUCUACAACCUGCAUGGAGCGCCAAGAAACAGUGUAAAGAUCUAUUCACUAAAGCCACUGUUGCAGCUUUGGGUUCAAAGUUUCGCUGUUUCUUUAAGGGAACGCGAGAGUUACGCGUAAUUGUAGGUCGAGGAGCAACCAUCAAGCCAGGAAAAACAGUAAGCUUGUUAAAAGAUUCGUUUAAGGCUCGAUUUCAACAGGUAGCUGAUUUCAUGCCAGCCACUGAUAUCUCCUUAGCAGGUUCAAACACACCCAUUGUUCCAAUGGCAGAUAUUUCCGGUCCCAACACAAUUGGCGCCUGCAAUAGAUUGAGAAUAACUGGCAGGAAGUCACGUGGUUCAGGAGGUAGACCAUUAGUAUACACUUGGGAUGUUGAAUUUGCACAAGAUGUGAACGUAGGACUUUUGUCAAGCAAUAUAACAAAUGAGUUAGCGAGCAUAAAAAACAGAUUAUCAUCUCUGUCGCCUUCCACAAAUACUCUCGUUUUUAACAAAAAUGAACUCGCCAUAAGCACGCAAGCUGUUUACGUUGCAUAUAACUUUACUUUGAGUGUUACAAAUUUCCUAGAUGUAGAAAGUGUGAAGGCAAGUCUAGUUACAACGAAAAUUAACACUAUCCUACCUAAAGUCAGUGUACUCGGUGGAAGAAGGCAACGUAUAAAAACGAAACGUUUAAAUAAAAUUCAAAGCCGAGCAAGAACUCCGUCUUGUGUGGACGCUGUUGGUGGAUUAAAUUUCGAUUGGGAUAUCAACGAUUUCUCAAUUCAGUUAGACGAUCAGUCGAAGCACAGUGCUAAUCUUUACAUAUACCCUGGCACACUAGAAGGUGGAGAGACAUAUACCCUUACAUUACUAGUAUCAUUGAAAGCCGAUCCUAUGAUUUCCACAAGCGUUACUAUACAGCUAGAUGUUAUCAGUAGUCCAUUAGUUGCAAAAAUCAAAGGUGGUAAUAGAAUUGUAAGCAAGCUAAGUAACUUUGUCUUGGAUGGAUCACUCUCGUACGAUCCUGAUAGAGGAACAACUGAGGAAUGGUUUGAGUGGUCAUGUUAUGACUCUCAUAGCCAUCCUUGUUUUAUUCCGAACAUCAACAACACGGACCAAUACGUACGCCUCGAAUUACCAUCAGCAAGAAAGGUGAUGAUUAACAGCGAUCUACUGGACGUUAACGGAACUUAUUUAUUUAAUUUAAAUUAUAACAAAGGACUUAAAACAUCAUCUAAAGCAGUGAAUAUAACAAUUGCUCCAGGCAACCCCCCUAAAGUGAAAAUUUUUCCACGACGGAGUGCUAAAGAGAACACCGAGAAGGCCAUUAAAAUUCGUUCGAAAGUAUUUAGUAACAGUGGAGAUACGAAGAUAUGGGUAGAGUGUGUAAAUACAGAGGAAUAUGCUUUUGUUAACCUAACAGAACCUGGAGUUCUUCUGACCCCUAUUGAAAUGUACAGAACAAGAAGGGGUAUGUUUCCAUUUGGAAUUGUCUUAAAUAAAGGUGUCUUAGAUGGGGGAUUGGCAUAUAAAUUCAUAAUAUAUGCCGAAAAUAGUGAUGGUUUGGGACGCGGAGAGCUUGUUUUGGACACAAAUUCCCCUCCUGCGAUUGGUUCUUUCGAAUCUGACGUUCUAAAUGGUACUGCGUUAACGACCGACUUCACACUGAACUCGGUGGAAGGUUGGGAAGAUGACGAUGAUGAUUUACCAUUGACAUAUAAAUAUGGCUUUUAUGCUGGCGAAGGACACAAACACUAUUUAGGCGCACCAAGUUUUGAAAACGAGGUUAGCAUCAAGCUACCUAGUGGAGACCAGAAAACAAAUGGCUCGUUAAAUUUGUUUGUAGAAGUUUCUGACGUUCAUGGAGCGAUGUCAGAGGCGUCGUUAACAGUAACUGUUUCACCUCCAACAAUGGAUUCGUCAACAAUUAUCAAUAUAAAAUCGUCAGUGGAUGAAGCUAUUGAGUCUGAUGACCUGUCUUUGGCAUUGAGUUCAAUUUCGUCAACAAUUACAACAUUUGAAGAGACCACACCAGUCGUUUUAAACGGAAACAUGACAGAUAGCGAACUCGAGGAGGCAGCUAUAUUAUCGGACGCGUUGCAGGAGUUUAAAGAAAAUGUCACCAAAAGUGUGCUUGCAAUGGUGGACGAAGUAAAAGAUACAGAGACGCAAGACAUCCUGCUUCAAUCGAUCAGCGAAAUGACGAAAGGUGGCGAAGAGUUCGACGACUCAACAAAGUUACAGGUUGUAUCAAAGGUGACUAGCAUCGUAAAAGAUCAAAUUGGCGAGGUCUCUAAAAGAAAAAGAAGAUCUAUUGAUGAAGGUGGCUCUUUAGAUGAUGGAAAGACACCAGAAGAGGUAAAAACAAUUCUCCAAACAUUUGAUAACGUCAUCACACCAACGAAAACGGACAACGUCACAAUGUCAACGAAAAAAACGUUGACAGAUCUUACCACAAGUCUUCUCUCUGCAAUGUGUAAAAACAUAGCUUUCGAACAGCCUGCAGUCGUAGCCGAAUCUUCGCUUGUUUCUCUGCAAACAGUCAAGAAUAAUUUCGCUGACGCUGACAAUGUCUCUAUAGCUUUGAGUGACGGAAGUGAUGGUAACAAACCCAUCAAAGUUCUCUUUGGUGACGAAAUGCAAUCAAUGUUCGAAUUGUGGACAUGUGGAGCAGAAAAUUGUUCCGGCACCUGCAUUGGAUCUGCCCAAUACAAAGAUGAUUUGUUUUCAAGUGACUUGGAAGAUACUUACAUUUCAGACAUUGUGUCUGUGCAACUAUAUGAUCCUGAGAUUCAUUCUGUAUUAUCUGUUGGUAUUCUAUCUAAACCUGUUAUUUUGGAAAUUCCCUUGAGAAAUGGCACUGACUUGAGUUAUAAGUACAAGUGUCAAAUGUGGAACGACUUCACCAAUACAUGGGCAAAUAAUACUUGUGUAAGCGGAAACAAAGUCAAAGUAAUGGAGUCACUCCCACAUGCUGUUUGUGAGUGCUAUCAACUUGGAGUUGUUGGUGUCGUAGCAACCCAUAUAAAGAGUGAUAAUAUAACUUUUGGUAACGCAUCUAUCAAAGAAACGAACCCGUCUCAAAUCGCCUUAGUUGAAAUCAGAUUUCUGGAUGAUUUCGAUGUUAUUGUUGGUCGUGUAUCAAAGAGCGAAUUGGAAGCAUCGGUUAAAUCAGCCAUCGUGUCACUCCUGCAAAUCGAAGACUGGAGAAUACGAAACCUGGUUUGCGUCAACGGAUCCAUCAUUGCCAAAUUUGACUUCCUACCACCGGAUGAGAAUCUGGUACCGAAUGCAUUAGAAGUAUUCAAUACACAGCUGGAGCUUUUGAAAUCAAGCGUCAAAGAUGGAAGUCUUAGUGUGCAGCUGAGUGACGGAAGUUCUUUGUCGGUCGAUGUUGAUUAUGAAAUAGUAAAAAGUGAAGAGCCGAAUAAAGCUAACAUUAAGGAUUCAGACUCUCUACUACCGCUGUAUAUUUCACUGGGUGUGGUCGGUGGAAUUGCUUUAAUAGCCAUCGCUGUGUAUGUUGUGAUAAAGUUUAAGCCUUUAACUCGUUCCUACGUUGCAUAGAAUGUCUCUAGUUUUAACUGGUUUAUUGUCUCGGAUGUUUUAAUUAUUUAACUGUUUUAAUUAUUUAUUGCUUAUAAAACUAUGUUCAGCUAAAAA